Messenger RNA from Lodderomyces jiufengensis, 2661 nucleotides. RefSeq names its product Acatn family MFS transporter. Gene Ontology annotation, cellular component: membrane. Gene Ontology annotation, molecular function: acetyl-CoA transmembrane transporter activity. The transcript has 2 exons. Bases 1 to 2661 code for a protein of 886 amino acids. The record is from RefSeq and is a predicted model, not a curated record. NCBI's taxonomy places the organism in Eukaryota, Fungi, Ascomycota, Pichiomycetes, Serinales, Debaryomycetaceae.
AUGUCAGAGAAACCGAGUACGAGAAACGAUGACAACUCAUUAGAAAAUCAAUUGAACUAUAGACACUCAGCUUUUGAGGAGGAGAACGAUGGGUUAUUACCGGUUACUCAACAAGAUUUAAAACCUAAAACCAAUAUAACUAAAUCAGAUCAUUUACUACCACAAGACAGAAAAUCGUUUUUGGUAUUGGUGAUACUAUAUCUACUACAAGGUGUACCGGUUGGACUAGCAUUUGGUUCAAUUCCUUUUAUACUAAAAAGCAAACUAUCAUAUUCUCAAGUUGGUAUAUUUUCAUUAGCAGCAUAUCCUUAUUCAUUAAAACUAAUAUGGUCACCAUUUGUUGAUUCUAUAUAUUCAAAAAAGAUUGGAAGAAGAAAAUCUUGGAUUAUACCCAUACAAACAAUAUCCGGAUUGGUACUAAUUUAUCUAGGUUUCAUAAUUGACAAAUUAAUUGAAGAUCCAAAACAAUAUCUAAAUUUAAUAACAUUAUGUUUUUUCAUACUAGUGCUUUGUUGUGCAACCCAAGACAUCGCAGUCGAUGGAUGGGCUUUAACUUGCUUAUCUCCCGAAAGUUUAUCAUAUGCAUCAACUGCUCAAACAAUUGGAAUUAAUACUGGUUAUUUUUCAAGUUUUACAAUUUUUCUAGCAUUGAAUUCUCCAGAUUUUGCAAAUAAAUAUUUACGGUCUGUCCCAAAAGAUAUUGGAUUAUUUACUUUAGGUCAAUAUCUAACAUUCUGGGGGUGGGUAUACAUUUUAGUUACUGGGAUUGUAUUUUUUAUACCCGAAGAUCCUCCACAUCUAGUAAAUAUAAAUAAAGAUAAAAUUGCCAAAGAGAAAGGAGUUUACAAUUUGAAAAACAAAUGGAAUCAAUUAUCAGAAGUCUAUUCAUCGAUGUAUGAAGUUUUGAAAUUACCAAAUGUACAAACAUUUGUGGUGAUACUAUUAGUAGCCAAAUUAGGAUUUCAGGUAAAUGAAGCAGGAACAAACCUAAAAUUAUUAGAAAAGGGAUUAUCCAAGGAAGAUUUAUCAAUAACUGUUUUGAUCGAUUUUCCAUUUGAAAUGAUAUUUGGAUAUUACGCUGGAAGAUGGUCUAAUGGGAAAGCACCAUUAAGACCAUGGAUAUUUGGAUUUAUGGGAAGAUUAGUUGCAGCAGGAUUGGCACAAUUGAUUGUAUAUUUCUUCCCUAAAGAUGGUCAUAUAUCCAAAACAUAUUUCUUGAUGAUUAUUUUACAACACUUAUUAGGAUCAUUUAUGUCAACUAUUCAAUUUGUAUCAUUAUGUGCAUUUCAUACGAAGAUAGCUGAUCCCAAAAUAGGAGGAACGUAUAUGACAACUUUAAAUACUUUAUCAAAUUAUGGAGGUACAUGGCCAAGGAUAUUUAUUUUCUUUUUAAUCGAUAAAAUUACCAUAUCCAAAUGUAAUACCGAUAAGGGAUUUAUAAUGCUUGAAACUGAGAAGGAUAAAGAGCAAUGUACCUAUAGUGGUGGAGAAAUAGAAAUUAUUAGAGACGGUUAUUAUUAUACGAAUGCAUUAUAUAGGCUACUACAGCAACAUUUACCUUUAAGAAAUGAUAUUUAUGACUUUCAAUCAACACCUAAUUGUGAUGGAAUGUAUAUAUUUACAACAUCAAUUAUAAUAUCACAUUUAAAACGCGGUAAUAAAGUUAUUAUUAUGGAUUGUGCAUGGAUCAAAUAUCAAUUCAGUCAUAUCAAGGAUCAUCCUGAGUUUAAAACUGAAUUCAAAGGUCAAAUCACUUAUUAUCAAAUUGAUACUUUUGGGAAAUUAUACUACAAAAUUUCACAAUUACAAGAUACCAACACGUUAAUAAUUUUAAAUGGAUUUCACCAACUAAUUGAUUUAUACAAGUUGGAAUUAUCAUUAACAUAUGAAGAGUUUAGAAGUAAACAUAGACUAGAACAAUAUUCGACACUAAGUAACAACAAAGAAAAUAAUACUAAUGAUCCAAUACCCCAAAUUUCAUCAACUUCUCAAUUAUUUAAAGUAAGUCCCACCACCAAGUACGAUAGCCAUUUGAAUUCCUUAAUCUCCAAUCUAAAUAAGCUUUGUAUAAAGAAUAACUCAAUGGUGUUUCUACUAGGAGUUCUAGAAACUAAAUUUCGACAAUUUCGAUCAGUGUCAAGUCAAGAAAAUAAUAAUUCAUCUCAAUCAUCAACACCCAACAAAAAUAGAGUUGUACUCUCCUCACGAUUUGUACAUAAAUCCGUGGACUCAAGACUAAUAUUCUAUAAGGAUUGGUACCAUAAAUCCACCCACUUUUUAAAUAAUCAUCCAAUUGAAGACAAGAGAUCAAUCACUAUAAAUCAAGCAAUACUUAGAUUCGUUAAUGCAGUUAGACUAGAAAUAGGUGAUAUACAUUACGAGCCACUUUAUUUUGAUAUAGAUGAUGAGUUUUUCCAUGAUGAUGAUGAAGAGAAGGAGGUUGCAAAAUACGAGAUCAUAGAUUUGUCAGAGUCAAAAAAUUUACAAAAUAUUUUACCACCAUCUUCACCACAAAUUGACUCUACUGUUAUUAAUAUAACAGCUAAUGAUAUUUUUGAAGAGGAAGAAGAAGAAGAAGAAAUAGAAAAUCUUGAAACCAUAUGUGAAUCAGAAGAUGAACAAGUUGAAGAAAUAUUAUUACCAGGAAGUGCUACCAAUUAA